AGUGCAAAUAAAGACGGGAGACACUCAGUAUCUUUCAUCGUCUCGUUUCUUAACCUGACUGACAUGGCGUUCCUGCGUAGCCGCUUGGAGCCUGUGGUGUUUUGCGCACAGGUCGCCAGCUCGUUUUUCGACACCGGCCUCCAGAUGAUUGUAAAGCAACGUUACGAGAACAACACACACACUGCAGCCGGAGGACACAACGAACAGAAGUCCAUCGCAUACUUUUACAUGAUCUUUAACAUCUUAACCAAGGUGGUGGCCAUCAUCCCGGCGUUCCUGCUGGCGCGAAUCGGAGACAAGGGCUACAGGAAGGUUCCUGUAGUAGUGCCUCUGAUCGGUUACUUCAUUUCACGCGGGCUGCUCUUGUUUGUCAUAGCUUUUGACUGGACAAUAGAAGUGAUGUACGCGAGUCCCAUAGUGAACGGUCUCUGCGGCGGCUUCUCGUCCUACUGGCCCGGUGUGAUCGCGCUGGUGUCCCUGAGCACGAGUGAGGAGGACCGGUCUCUGCGCAUCAUGUGCAUAGAGCUCACGUACGGUCUAGCAGGCUUCCUGGGGAGUCUCGCAUCAGGUCACCUGUUCCAGCUCUAUGCGCUGGAACACAGACAAGGAGUUGUGCUUGCGUGCGCAAGCGUGGUGCUGUACUUUAUGUGCCUCGGGUAUGCGGCGUGUAUCUUUCAAGUCAACACCCGCAGGCCGCCUGUGGAAUUAGAUGAGAGGCGAGAGAGUGACAGGGUCGGGAUCCUGAGCUCCAUUAAGUCCAACGUCGCGCUCUUGUUCGGCGCCGGGAUCUUGUACGACAUGGCGGUAGCGGGUGGUGUAGAGAUCCUGAACGUGUACGUGCUAGUGGAGCCGUUGAGCUGGACUGCGACGCAAGUUGGCUACGGAAACGCCGCCGGCUCGGUCAUUUUUAUCACUAGUUUCAUCGGCGUGAAGCUGUUCACACGGUGCUCUCUGAGUGACACAACCAUGAUCCUGAUAGGCAUGUUCUCCUUCCUCACAGGGAUCUACUUCAUGACCUUCGUUACAACCACCGCCACGUAUUACAUAGCUCGUGCUCUCACUUUGUUUGCACUCAUCCCUAUGCCCAUCAUUCGCUCGCUGCUGUCCAAGCAGAUCCGAGGAUCAUCGUAUGGAAGGACUUUUACAGGGCUUCAGCUGUCCUUCCAAUUGGCUGGUUUAGCUACAUCACCUAUCUUCACCAAGGUCUACCAAUCCACACUACAAACCCUACCAGGAUUUGUCUUCACCCUAUCGAGUAUCAUCACGCUCCUCGCCAUGAUUCCCAUCAGCAUUGUCGGCUGUCGUACUGCAAGACAGGAAGGCUAUGAGAGACUUUAAGGGAAUUUAAACUUCGUACAGGGCAAGUCCAGGGUUCAAAUUACGGUAUGUGCAGUUUCACCGGUGCUACCAUGUUGCUCUGGGUUCUCAGGUUUACUCAAGCCGUUUAAAGACAUACUAGUAGAUGGAAUCACUAGGAUAAAUUGCCCCUUGGUGUGAGCGUGCAUAUAUGGUGCCCUAUGAUGGAAUGGUAUCAUAUCCUAUGUAUAUUCGCACCUCUGAAUCCAUCCAACCAGGCAGAAUGAAGCAGUUAUUGAAGAUGCAUAACUAAAUGAUUAAUAAAUGAAUGAACCUUUAGGCAUGAUACAUUUCCAAACAACAGUGUUUUAAUUACCAAAAAUUGUUUACUGGAAUUUUGUCAUUAUUUCACUUCACUGGUACUUUUUGGUGUGUAUGUUUCUUUUAUAUGUUUUUGCAUUUCUUAGUUGUGUGUUAGUGUUAUUUUAUUUGAGACUACUUUUGUAUGAAAAGGCAUAAUAAUGAUCAUGCCUUUGAUUAGUGUGUUUUUUGUUUUUUUUUUAUUGGCCAUUUGCACCUUCUAGUCACUAUUUUUGUAUUCUGGACAAAAGACAACUCUGUAGUCCAAAAGGAGUUUGAUGGUUGUUUUGUUCUUUGAUAAAGUGCCUUCAUUUGUUUUUUAGCAUAUAGCUUACAUUGUGUCAUUUAUAU
This is a messenger RNA of Tachysurus vachellii, 2007 nucleotides long. RefSeq names its product solute carrier family 46 member 2. Bases 64 to 1338 code for a protein of 424 amino acids. The record is from RefSeq and is a predicted model, not a curated record. NCBI's taxonomy places the organism in Eukaryota, Metazoa, Chordata, Actinopteri, Siluriformes, Bagridae. Gene Ontology annotation, molecular function: transmembrane transporter activity. Gene Ontology annotation, cellular component: membrane. The transcript is spliced from 4 exons. Gene Ontology annotation, biological process: transmembrane transport.